This is a messenger RNA of Ictalurus punctatus (channel catfish), 1340 nucleotides long. RefSeq names its product alpha-N-acetylgalactosaminide alpha-2,6-sialyltransferase 1. Gene Ontology annotation, molecular function: sialyltransferase activity. The transcript has 9 exons. Lineage: Eukaryota; Metazoa; Chordata; Actinopteri; Siluriformes; Ictaluridae. The coding region runs from base 1 to 1035 and encodes 344 amino acids. The record is from RefSeq and is a predicted model, not a curated record.
AUGAGCAAAGAAAGAGUUCAGCGGGAGCAGCUCGCUGCAAUCUUCAAGCUGCUUCGAGAAAACCAGGACACAUUCGGGGAGGUCUGUUCAAAGUCUCUCCAGAACUCCAAAGAUAAAGCGUUUCAGGAGGCUGCGAUGUGGAAGAUCCAGCUUUGGCUUCACAACGGCCACCUCAAUGUGAGCGAGUGGAACCGUCUAACGCACUUCAACAACCCGUAUGGGUUUAUGGAAUAUAAUUAUACCGACAUCAAAAGGUCAGUCGAUCUGAUCCCGAUGCUUAAAUACUAUCAGCUUUUACCAGUGCCCAGUGGGUCAACCGAUGGAUGCAUUCGCUGCGCUGUAGUUGGCACCGGUGGCAUUCUCAACGGCUCCAAAAUGGGCACCGAGAUCGACUCUCACGAUUACGUGUUUCGAAUGAACGGAGCGGUCACCAAAGGCUUCGAGGAAGAUGUUGGAAAUAAAACCUCGGUGUACGUGCACACGUCGUUCUCCUUAACUCAGUCCAUUAUAGGACUGGGAGAGUCCUUCAAACGCAUUCCACAUGAUGAGGGAAUUAUAUACGUAAUGAUUCCGGAGGGUCUCAGAGAUUUCGAGUGGCUUGAAGGCCUCCUGGGGAAAAAGAGGAUGACGUACGGAUCCUACAAAGGUUACAGGCCGUUCACCUUCUACAGCGACCGGUUCCGAGAGGAUAAAUUUUAUGUCCUUCACCCUGACUUUCUAAGAUACAUUCGGAACAGAUUCCUGCCAUCUAAAACUCUGGAGACGUCACACUGGGCAAUAUACCGACCGACCAAUGGAGCGUUCACGUUGUUCUUAGCUCUUCACACCUGCGAUAUCGUAAAUGCGUAUGGAUUCAUCACUGCAGACCACAGCAAAUACCCCAACUAUUACAUUCACAGAAACACAAAAACCAGAGUCAUUUUUUACAUCAAUCAUGACUAUAAUGUGGAGAUUAAAACCUGGAAGAAGCUGCAUGACGCUGGAAUCAUCAACCUUUACCAAAGACAGGAAAAACCAAACCCGACUGUGACUUAAUGAACACUUUUAUUUCUGUAUUACUGUAUAUACAUGCACUUAGGUAAAUACGGCUAGGGCAGAGACGUCCAGUGUAUUUAAAAUAUAUAUGUAAUAUAUAUAUAUUUUAUAUCAUUUGUUGUUUUUAUUUGAUAAUAUAAUAUAACAUGGCUUUGUUACUUACAGAAUUAGUGGGUCGUUCAAGUUUUGUUCCACAAUGUGGAAAAGUUGUGCUUGAGCUGUUUUUUCCCCUCUUUGAUUUCAACCUAAUUAAAAUAUGUUUCCUGGGGAAAAAAAAAAAAAAAAAGAUCAUCACAUAUCCAAAA